AUGAACGCAUCUCAAGCCGAUUGUGGUAGUCAUGGAGCUCUGAACAACGUGUGGAAGCAUUUCAACGCCAAUAGAGAGCUGCAUCAGGCUCGAUCGGGGGAAUCCUCACGAAGAGCAGCAACAAAGCCGUUCCGCUCUGUGUCGCAACAUCCAAGCACCUUGCAAGAUGAUUCCACCUACAAUGAAUUCUUUUCUCCUCUUCAAAAUGAGCCUCCUCCUCCUCCUCCCCUUGCCAAUCCAUUGCCAUUCACUAUGGAUAACCCACCGCCACCACUACAAGUAAAAGCACCUGAUACAUGGGCUUGGGAGUUCAACAACAACAAAAACAAUGAUGAUGGGAAUGAGCAGCAGCUACAAGAUGCAUGGCAUUAUCAUUCUAGUCAUGUGACUCCAGCAACUCAAUUGGAACACGCUUAUGCACAACAUUUCACAAGCCCCCAGAAUCCUACCAAGAUGAGUCAUGUGAUGGAUGAGCAAUGGGAAAGACAAUUUGCUGCCAUUUCAAUCGAUACCCCUUCGAUAUCAAAGCAAACGCCACUAUACCAUAAACCUAUACAACAACAUAUGGAACCAUUUGUUUCACGACAGCAGAUACCGAUACCAUCAACAUCAUUUGCACCCGAAUCAUCGACCACGUCAACCAUCACCAGCACGCAUGAUGAAGAAAACUUUGACGAUUGGAUGGAUGAAAGUGAUCUUCCUACCAAGCAAGGAGAUGAAGCAAUAUUUGAACCCGAUCUAGGAGACUACACCUUUGCAUCAGCGAAUCCGUAUUUGGAAGAGAAAGACGUCGUUGACAUGCCAACUUCAUCAUUCAACGCGAUAUUGUCAUUAGAAGCAACCAUUCGCCAGGAUCCUGAUAACAGUAGCCACGCAUGGAUGCAGCUUGCUCAGCUACACGCACGAAACGAUAAUCACACAGCAGCAGUGCAAGCCCUGAAAAAGACUCGACAUGAUCCAUCCCAUCACACGAUGAUGCAAUUAGCUCUCUGUUACAGCAGCCUUGAAUUAUACCCAGCAGCUUACUAUGCUUUGGAGCAAUGGAUUUCUCAAGCUUAUCCCAACCUCGUUUCGACAAAUGGACAGCUGCCAAAUGAACCCUUUAUGCUACAUCGACGGGUGAUGGAUAGCUUUUUAGCAGCAGCUACGUCAAAUCCAGAGGCUGAUACCAUGGAUCCCGAUGUACAAGUUGGCUUGGCUAUCCUAUCAGCAGCUAGUGGUGAAUAUCAUAAAGCAGCGGAUUGCUUUAGAGCUGCAUUGCACAUGAGACCCAAAGAUGCGGUAUUAUGGAAUCGGUUGGGAAUCACAUUGGCGAAUGACGGCAAGGCAGAGGAAGCUAUUGAUGCUUAUAGCCAUGCAUUGGAAUUGGAUCCUUCGUGUAUCAGUGCUCGACACCAUCUCAGCAGAUCGUGUAUCACCGUCAGGUGUUACAAGGAGGCAGCUGAGCAUGUCCUAUCUGCACUCGCUUUAUACUCGCAUCAACCCUCCAAGGAUGAUGUAACAGCAACAGCAUUAUGGGAUACAUUGGAGAAGGCACUGAAGAUGAUGGGUAUGCAUGACCUUGCACGGCAAGCAAAAGUGGGAAACGACCUCAAGAUGUUUCAAAAGAUGUUUGAGUAG
Molecule: messenger RNA, 1620 nt
Organism: Lichtheimia ornata
Lineage: Eukaryota; Fungi; Mucoromycota; Mucoromycetes; Mucorales; Lichtheimiaceae
Exons: 6
Coding region: 1-1620 (539 amino acids)
Biological process (GO): protein import into peroxisome matrix, docking
Cellular component (GO): cytosol; peroxisomal membrane
Molecular function (GO): protein binding
Source: RefSeq, a predicted model, not a curated record